Molecule: messenger RNA, 2062 nt
Organism: Myotis myotis
Lineage: Eukaryota; Metazoa; Chordata; Mammalia; Chiroptera; Vespertilionidae
Gene: ZNF358
Product: zinc finger protein 358
Exons: 3
Coding region: 208-1986 (592 amino acids)
Cellular component (GO): nucleus
Source: RefSeq, a predicted model, not a curated record
ACAAGUCCCAGCAGCUCCCGCUGCGGCCCGCGGCCGGCCCCCCUCGAUCCCCGGGAGCGCCUGGCGGGGCCGCUGGGCCGAGGGGGCCGCCGGCGGGCGAGCGGGCGGGGCGCUGGCUGCGGGCCCCGGGGGCGCCGGCGGGAGCGGCGGGCCGGGCAGGGGCGAGGGGCGCCGGGACCCAAGCUUCCCACAGAGGAGGAGUCCAGGAUGGAGAGAGGGGCAGAGCCAUGGAGUUGGGCACUGGAGGCCUCUAGUGCCAGAUCCCAUGACUUCCAUCCAGAUCCUGCCCUGGAAGCAGCUGGCACCUCCACAGCUGGGAUGCGGCGCUCGGUGCUGGUCAGGAACCCAGGCCACAAAGGCCCGAGGCCUGCUUACGAAGAGCUUGGCUCAGACUCAGAAGACCUGGACCCUGGCCCCGAAGACCCAGAGCCCGACCUGGAGGACCUCAACUCUGUCUCUGAAGACGUGGACCCCGGCUAUGAAGAGCUAGAGCCUGUCUCUGAUGAUCUGGACCCUGACGCGGGAACUCCAGGCUCCAUCUUGGGGACGGGUGCCAUGGAUGCCCAAGAUCUCGACCCCAUGUCUUCAAGUUUUGAUCUCGAUCCAGACGUCAUUGGCCCUGUGCCCCUGGUCCUUGACCCUAACAGCGACACCCUCAGUCCCCCAGAAGCCCCAGACCUGGACCCCCUCUCCUCCAGCCUUACUGCCACCCCGGAAGGCCUGGCCACCAGCCCGGCGGUGAUCCCUGCACCCGCCAGCCCGCCCCGGCCCUUCUCCUGCCCCGAUUGUGGGCGAGCCUUCCGGCGCAGUUCGGGGCUGAGCCAGCACCGCCGCACCCACAGCGGCGAGAAGCCCUACCGCUGCCCCGACUGCGGCAAAUCGUUCAGCCACGGCGCCACGCUGGCCCAGCACCGGGGCAUCCACACGGGCGCACGGCCCUACCAGUGCGCAGCGUGCGGCAAGGCCUUCGGCUGGCGCUCCACGCUGCUCAAGCACCGCAGCAGCCACAGCGGCGAGAAGCCGCACCACUGCCCCGUGUGCGGCAAGGCCUUCGGGCACGGCUCGCUGCUGGCGCAGCACCUGCGCACGCACGGCGGCCCGCGGCCGCACAAGUGCCCGGUGUGCGCCAAGGGCUUCGGGCAGGGCUCGGCGCUGCUGAAGCACCUCCGCACGCACACGGGCGAGCGGCCCUACCCGUGCCCUCAGUGCGGCAAGGCCUUCGGGCAGAGCUCGGCGCUGCUGCAGCACCAGCGCACGCACACGGCCGAGCGCCCCUACCGCUGUCCCCACUGCGGCAAGGCGUUUGGCCAGAGCUCCAACCUGCAGCACCACCUGCGCAUCCACACUGGCGAGCGGCCUUAUGCCUGUCCCCACUGCUCCAAGGCCUUCGGGCAGAGCUCCGCGCUGCUGCAGCACUUGCACGUGCAUUCCGGAGAGCGCCCCUACCGCUGCCAGCUCUGCGGCAAGGCCUUCGGCCAAGCUUCCAGCCUCACCAAGCACAAGAGGGUGCACGAGGGCGCAGCUGCGGCAGCUGCGGCAGCCACAGCUGCUGCCACUGGCCUGGGCCUUAGCCCUGCUUCGAUGUUGCGGCCUGGGCAGGUCUCCCUCCCGGGUCCUGAUGCUGCCCCUGUGCUUGGUUCUGGCCUGGGCCCCAGCUCUGGCCUGGGCACGGACCCAUGCUCUGUGCUGGGCUCCCUCCCCAGUCCCAGCCCUAAACCGGGCCCUGGCUCUGAAUCUACCCUCAACCCUGAUCCUGUCAAGUCCUCUGACGCUAAGCCUGGUCAUGAUGCCAAUCCUGACCUUGUGGCCAGCCCUGGCCACGGAUCCGGUCACAGCUCAGACCCAGAUCCUGUGCCCAGCCCCAACCCCAACCCUGAGUCCCGCCCUGACCUCAGCCCUCCCGCCCACGACAGCUCAGCCCUCCCUACCUGUGAGAAUCCUGAAAGGGUGCAGGAGCGAGGGGCACUGCUGGGGCCUGACGGCUGAAAGGGGUGCCAUCACCCAUGGAGGCCUGGAGAAGUUGUGUGUUGUGCAGUUAGUAAAAUCUUCCCACUGCCUGCUC